GGAAGCGCAACCUACUCUCUGGAUUCACUUUAUAAGUACACAAUGGAUUUCGUGCAAGAUUCAUUUGACAAUGGGCUACUGGAAUGGACGGUAGGAGCUACGACUUUCCAGCCUACAUUCAGAUAUGUUGAUACCGGGUAUAGAGAGGCUGGGAAUGGACAAGCUACAUUUGAUGCCACGAAUGCGACUUUAAAUACAGAGCUACGCGAAGACCUAGAAUAUGAUAAUUUAGUGAAACGUGUGGACGAUGUUGACACGGAGUGUGACGUAUGGGUUGCACAGCCAACGUCCAAACAAGCUGUCAAAGCUAGAGAUGCAAUGUUCAACGAUACGCUCCGAGCCAAAUCAGCAGAGAGGCUGAAUAGAACUCUCAACUCGGCUGUCGUUGAUAAAAUACUUAUGACUAUGAUCACUUCCGACCCAAGCGUAUACGACGAGCUGGCAUUUCCUAAUCUUUUCGGACCCUACCUCAGUUCGCAAGAUCAAGUUGGUGAUUAUCUAGACGAAAUGUAUGAAAGAGGAGCAAGGACGGUGGGCUUCAUUUUAGAGGAUGAUGAGAGUCUUGGUAACGUACACAGUCGUGUCAUGCGAAGCUAUUUGGAAGAAAGGAAGGAUACUCAUGAUUGGGUCCCACUAAACGACCCGAAUGACGCGAUUGUUCUCAUUCCGCAAGCCAAUGGUGGUCAUAUCCCGGACCCUAAUGCAUACGCUGAAGUAGUGGAUAAAAUCUAUGAAGAGCAAAACGUUCACAGAAAAGUCAACGGAUUCACGAAUAACGUACCAGGUAAAGAGCACGCAUUCUUAUUGAGAGGUAUAUAA
Molecule: messenger RNA, 819 nt
Organism: Sphaeroforma arctica JP610
Lineage: Eukaryota; Ichthyosporea; Ichthyophonida
Exons: 3
Coding region: 43-819 (258 amino acids)
Source: RefSeq, a predicted model, not a curated record